This is a messenger RNA of Linepithema humile (Argentine ant), 2661 nucleotides long. RefSeq names its product Spag1 axonemal dynein assembly factor (gene Spag1). Gene Ontology annotation, molecular function: heat shock protein binding. Lineage: Eukaryota; Metazoa; Arthropoda; Insecta; Hymenoptera; Formicidae. Gene Ontology annotation, cellular component: cytosol; mitochondrion. The record is from RefSeq and is a predicted model, not a curated record.
GCACGCUUCCUUCGUCCGUCGCGUACUGCUGCGAGUUGCGUUACGGCGAGCUACAAGCCGACUGCCGUGUUAACAGGUACUAUCGAUCGUUGGAACGAAGAGCGAAUGACGUAGAAAAUCAACAACCGCGUAACCGAGCAACGCAUCAGAGAUCGCGUCAGCAGGGACAACCGUCAAGUAGUAAUUGCGUGUGAUUGGGAUAUACGCUUGCGGAGAUCCAACAAAUCCGGUUCGAUUGCUAUAUUCAACCGCUAUUCAACCGUUGUCUCCGCCGAGUCUAUAAAGCGACGAAGGUAACCUGUACAUGGUUUACGGUGGUAAUCUUCGGAUCGUUUCCCCGCAUUCGCAUUAUCAUGGGCAACGAGGAGGUAGAUAUAAUUAGCGUCGCGCAGAAACCCGAGAAGAAAAGUUUGCUCGAGCGGUACAACAUACCAGUCGGCCAUCUCUCGUACGAAUUUAUAUCGCAGUGCACCGAUGGAAAAACAUUGGAGCGAAUCGUUCUUAUCUUGCGUUCUGGCGAAGAAGGAACAUAUCCAGAUUUGACGAGGCAUGCCGAGGAACGUCUCGCUAGGAUUAAACCUACGAGCGUCGUUUUGAGAAAGGCGGAGCCAGUUUUGAGGCGAAGUAUGCUAAAUGCGGAUGAACGACAGGAAAUUGACGACGACAUAAGCAAUUGGAUGUGCGAGAUGCAAACUCGCGAAAAGGAACUAGAUGAAGGAAAAACCACCCUUAUCAACGACUCCUAUUCACAGCCGGAGAUUCGGAAGAUUAAACCGAAUAUUGUAAAAGAUAAAAAAACGAGCGUCAACGGAAAGAAGCGCAAUAAACCCAAACGAAUAUCGUCAUGCGACUAUGCAGCUUGGGAUAAAUACGAUGCCGAUACAGAGAUAAACAGAAUAGAUCUGCAGGAUGAGCAGCGACAGGCCGAAAUGAAGAGAAUCCAAGAUCGGCGAAAGAAGCUGGAUGAAACGAAUAAGACAGCACAUAAAACAACAGUGGAUAAACGUUCAUUAACCAGUACGGAAGUGAACGUAAUGGCAGCCCAAGAAAGAGAAAAGGGAAAUGAAGCCUUCAGAGCGGCUGAUUACGAGGAAGCUCUUCGACAUUACAAUGCUAGCAUCGAGAUUGACUCAAAUCUAAAUGCUUAUAAUAAUCGCGCUAUGACGUUUAUUAAACUGCAGCGUUACGAGGACGCGCUUAAUGACUGCAAUACGGUACUUAGCAUGGAUUACAGAAAUGUCAAAGCGCUUCUUCGCCGGGCAUUAUCCUUGGAGCAUCUUGAAAAUACGCACGAGGCAUUGGCCGAUUAUGAAUCUGUUUUAAAAUUGGAACCAACUAACAAAACAGCAAUAUCCGGUGUGAACAAGCUGAGAAAAUCACGUGAAUCGAGAAAAAUAAGAAUGAAGAUCGAAAAUAUCAACGACAGCGAAGACAAGGCCGAGCGAAUGAAAUUGGAGAGAAUCGUGAAAACGAACAGCACUGAGUGUCCGAAACGGCGUGUUAACAGCGAUAUAUGUUAUUGCGACAGAGCGCCAGGCUCUUCGCGAAGUGUUGCGACGAUGCCGCACAUAAAAACGAGUUACUGCGUGGAAACCGAGAGCAACAAAGCAGCACCAGCGGCGGAUGCCGCGUCCAAUAAAAGCAAGGGAAGAACAGCACGAGAUUCUGCGAGCGACAAUAAAUUAUCACCUGUUGCAAAAGAUUUCGGCAGCAAAAAUAAAACAUCAAAAUUGCCAGAUAUUAUCAGAAGUGAUGACAUUUUCACGAUUUCUCACGACUCAUUUUUCAGAUCACGUGACGUAGAAGGCAGCCUAAAAAAGUCUAUUUUUUCAUGCAUAUCAUCACCUCAUAAGACAAAACCUUCCACAGUUAUUAUCGAAGAACUACCGAGUGACGAAACGUGCAAAGAACCGAAGAGUCUGAAAGAAGAGAAAAAUACCACUAAAAAAAUCAUAUGCAAGUAAAAUAAGGAAUUAAUCUCCCCUAAAAAGGAAAAUAAAACUAAACCGGAUUUAACGCCGAACAAAGUUCAAACAGCUAACGAAUGUGAAAAACGAGGAAAAAUUCGCUAUUCUAACGAAACAAGCAUGGAAAUGAAAAAAGAGACUAGAUUGAAAAAAGAGGAAGAUGACAUAUCAACAAAAAAAUCGGAUGUCGAGAAGAAUAAAAACGUAGCUUCUCCUGGGAAAAAAAAUAAAACGAAAACGAAUACAACAUUGAAUAAGAUUCACACAGUUAACGAGAAUCGAAAAGAAAACGAAAAAUUGGAAAUGGAUCUUCAGAAACUGAAGAACAUCGAAUCUCCUUACGAAUUUAUACGUUUGUGGCAAUCCUUAAAGAACAAUGAUAACUUGAAGUUACACGCGAAACUUUUGCGAUGUAUAGCACGCGAAGAUAUAGAAAAAAUUAUAGGCAAUAAAUUGGAUGCAGCAAUGUUCAGUCUUAUAUUGCGUUGCUUGGAGCAACAAUUCUGUACAUCAAAAGACACAGAGUUGCUCGUAAACCUAUUAUACUCUUUAAGCCGAUUGAAUCGGUUUUCCAUCGUUCAUAUGUUUAUGGAUUCCGAAGAUAAAAAAGUUCUAAAAAAUAUAUUACAUUUCUUGGAGAAAGAGAAGUCACCGAAAAUUUCGCAAUUACGUCAAAUUUAUGUUACUUGAAGAU